Messenger RNA from Erythranthe guttata (spotted monkey flower), 1054 nucleotides. RefSeq names its product putative glucan endo-1,3-beta-glucosidase GVI. The record is from RefSeq and is a predicted model, not a curated record. Gene Ontology annotation, molecular function: hydrolase activity, hydrolyzing O-glycosyl compounds. NCBI's taxonomy places the organism in Eukaryota, Viridiplantae, Streptophyta, Magnoliopsida, Lamiales, Phrymaceae. Gene Ontology annotation, biological process: carbohydrate metabolic process.
UUGAAAAUCAUUAAACUUGCAGCCAUCAAAAUAAAUAAUAAUGAAGUCGAUUUACGCCAUGUUAUUCGUGUUCAUCGCGUGCUUGUCAAUCACUAAUCCAGGUCGAGUUGAAGCCGCCAUCGGAGUGAACUACGGUCUCCUGGGAGACAAUCUCCCAACUCCGGCAGACGGCGUAAAACUACUUACUUCUAGAAACAUCACGAAAGUCCGUCUCUUCUCACCAAACCAGAAUAUUCUAAACGCACUAAAAGAUUCCGGAAUCUCCGCCAUAGUCGGAACCCUAAAUGAAGAUCUUCAAACCCUAGCGUCCGACGUGGCCACAGCAAAAAGAUGGGUACAAACCAAUAUACUGCCCUUCUCUUCAUCGGUAAACAUCACGUGCAUAUCGGCCGGAAACGAGGUUAUUCCGGGAGAUCUAGCAACCUACGUACCCGCCGCCAUGCAGAACCUCGACGCCGCCUUAACCGCCGCCAAGUUGUCCAUUCCGGUGAGCACCGCUAUCUCCAUGGGGGUUCUCUCCCAGUCGGACCCACCAUCGAACGGACUCUUCUCGCCGGAAUCUUCGCCGGUGCUGACGCAAGUAGCGAAGUUCCUACAGUCAAAGCGCAGUCCUCUGCUGGUCAACAUCUACCCGUACUUCCCGCGCAACUCUUUUCCCGCCAACGUUCCUCUGGAUUUCGCGCUGUUUCAGGACACGGCGAAACCCAACCCCGACGGCGCGUUGCUCUACACGAACCUGUUCGACGCCAUGGUGGACGCGGUGCACGCAGCGCUGGAGAAGGCUGGUGGGCCCGACGUGGAGAUUGUUGCGGCCGAGACCGGGUGGCCCACUGCGGAAGGAGGCCCGGACGCGAGUGUGGCGAACGCGGCGAUUUACAACAAUAAUUUGAUUAGACACGUGUCGUCCGGUGCUGGAACGCCACGUAGGCCGAGGAAGGACGUGGAUGCUUACAUAUUUGCGCUGUUCAACGAAAAUCUCAAGUCAGCCGGCGUUGAGCAACACUGGGGCCUUUUUUAUCCCAAUAUGACUGAAGUUUACCACGUGGAUUUCUAG